AUGAAUCUCCUCAGCCUUCUCCUCCCCAUUCUCCCCCUUCUCCCCCUCACACUCGCCACCCCACCCCCACACCUCUACGACCUCAGCGCCAUGCUCCGCGGCUACGUCCUCUGCACCACCACCGCCGCCUCCCCGCGCGUCGACCCGGCCAUCAGCGCCAUCCAGUCCCUCCGCGCACGUCUCUACCGCCCCGCCGUGCAGGACAAGUCGUCGGACCCCUUCUGCACGGACCUGACCAAGAGCGGGACGGCGUAUACGGCCAUAUGCGGCCCGCAGGACACGGUCAUGCGCUCAAUGGAUGCGGGGAAGAUGGCGAACCAGAUUUACCGGUUUUGUAGAGCGGAGGUGGGGGGCGUGUGGAGGGUGGGGGGCGUGUAUGUGUUUGAUGGGGAGACGGUGCCGGUGGGGAGGAUGGUGCUGUAUGCGGUUGGGGAGGAGGGGGUGGAUGGGGGUGAGGGGGAGGGGGAGACGGAAGAGAAGCGUGAGGUAAUUGGGGGUAAUGGGGAGUAUUGA
Molecule: messenger RNA, 513 nt
Organism: Morchella sextelata
Lineage: Eukaryota; Fungi; Ascomycota; Pezizomycetes; Pezizales; Morchellaceae
Exons: 1
Coding region: 1-513 (170 amino acids)
Source: RefSeq, a predicted model, not a curated record